Molecule: messenger RNA, 4604 nt
Organism: Spodoptera frugiperda (fall armyworm)
Lineage: Eukaryota; Metazoa; Arthropoda; Insecta; Lepidoptera; Noctuidae
Gene: DZIP1
Product: cilium assembly protein DZIP1L
Exons: 9
Coding region: 289-3582 (1097 amino acids)
Biological process (GO): cilium assembly
Cellular component (GO): cytoplasm; ciliary basal body
Source: RefSeq, a predicted model, not a curated record
UAAGGUCAAAUCUACUGAGACAAAAUACAAAAAAAAUAAACUAAAUUUAAACUUCUAAAAUAUCUACCUAAUUAUAAAAAUUAAAAAAGGUCAGUCAUAGUUUACCUAAUGAUUCAUGUAACUCUGAUCACUAUGCUCAACGAGCGUGGUCCCAAUGUUUGUCACAGCGUUGCUAGGUAACGCAAAUAAACAAACAUUGAUAUCGUAUUGUCAAUCUCUGUAGUAAAUAAAACUAAUAACUUUAUUCUUUCAUGUAAUGGUGUAAAAUAUUAUUUAAAAUAUUUGAAAAUGGCAUGUAAAACGUCAUUCGAACUUCAUCAUCAUUUCCCUAAAUUGGCUGAAGAAUCAGGGUUCACUUUUAACACACAUCGACCGCGUAUCCAUAUAGACUGGAACAAAAUUAGACUGAUAGAUAUAGAUAGUUUGAUAAAAGACAGAAAAUUUGUUAUCCUUGAACAACAUUUGAAUGACAUUUUGGAUUGCGUUAUAGAAUCCGAGUUUGAUGUUCGCAUACUCGACGAAGGUGUUAUGAAACUGUUUAGACUUGCCCAGCUGGCUGUUGAAUAUCAACAAUUUUGCCGUCAUUACCUGGAUCGGAGCGUAUACGUAUUACGAGAAGAAAUAACUUCACUGGCACAGGAAUUAGAUACAUGCAAAAAAGAUCUUCGGGAGAGAGAUGAAGAAAUAAGGAGACUAAGAAAGAGAUCUCGGCAUAAUUUUAAAACUCCCUUGCCUUACGGUAAUGACAACAUAGCUACCAUGAUUUUGAAAACUCUGUCUCAUAAAGGCGAUAUGUUUCCUGCUACAUCGAACGAUGCAUUACAAUACAAUAAAUGUAGCUAUUGCGAUAAAGUAUUUCUGAAUCAAUUGUAUUUGACUAGCCAUAUUGCUAGAAGACAUCCAAAUGUCGUGGAAGCACCGCAGAGAGAUAAACUAGAAAAAGCCACAAGUAAUGAAAAUAGUAAGUUAAGUGCAGAAGUGAAUGAACUUAAAAAUAAAUUGAAAGAAAUGGAAUUGGUUAUAGCAAGUACAAAAAGUCAAAGUAAUCCAACAAUUGAAAUUAAAUCUAAGACUGAUGAUACAGUCAAAGAAAACAAAAAAGAUGUAAAGGAUGCGGAAGUAUCCACCAACAAUGAAGAUUACUUAUUGAACAAAAUUGAAGAAUGGAAAAAAGAGGAGCACGAAAAUUACAAUAAAGAAAUGGAUAAGUUGAGAAGCCAAAUCAUUGAAUCUAUAAAAACUAUUAAAGAAAAAGAAAGUCAAAAUGUUUUGCCUACUGAGCCCAAAAUAAUUAUAGAAUUACAUGAAACAAUAAAACAGCAAGGCGCUGAAAUAUUAGCUUUAAAAAAAGAACUUAACGAUUCUAGGAUUAGAACUGAAAAAGACAAGGCUGAUCGAAGCAAAGAAACCGAAGCACAAAUAUUACUUUGGUCAAACCGGGCAGAAGCUCAAUCUAGGCAAUAUGAACUAUUGCUUCAGAAGUUGAAUGAUGUUGCCAAAGACGCUAAAGAGUCUCGUGCUCUCGCAGAAGCAGAGAGGGAACGAGCUGCUCAGCUACAAAUAUUAUUACAGCAAAGUAUUCAUGCUAAAACAAACGGGGACAUUGACAGCACUGAUGAUGCACCGACACCUUCUAAGAAGCACAACUAUGCUGAUACUAGAAAAAAACCCAUGAAAAAGAAAACCAUUACAAAUAAAAAUGACCAAGAAGUUGAACGCAAAACCCUGGAACAGCUCCAUCGUAAGGCCCAAGAAUUAUUAAAUAUUGGCUCUGCAUCAUCCAGCUCAUCGGAUACUUCAAGUGAAGCAAUAGAAAAGCCAUUACAAACAAAAUCUUUAGAUACAAAAGGAAGCAUAAAUAACAACAAUGAUAAGUCAAAUAAAGUAAAAAAAGUAGAAGAAACGCAUCAACAGAAGUCUAACGGCCGAGAAAUGCAGAUAUUGAGUGAAAAGACCACAAUUAAACGAAAAGGGGAAGUAAAGAAAGAAAAGCCAAAAUCUAAUCACAUUAAGACUUCGAAAGAAGUCAUACUUCCUGAGAAACUCCCUAUUCCUGGAAGCCCGAUGAAAGUUAUUAGGGCGAAAAUAACUGAAGAAGUAAAUAGCCGAUUAGUAUCGUCUGGAGUGGAUCCACUGAAACAUAGACUACCUCGUAGUGUCUUCCAAAAACAACGUUUACAAAUACACCAGCAGCAAGAAUUGAAAGCAAAGAAAAAUUCUGCCCACGAAAAAGUGAGGCAUACAAUUCUAGCGUAUUUGGACGCCAGUACAACAGAUUUGAAAAAAGAAGUUCCUCAAAUACAGGAUUACGUUUCUCCCACAAAGACAACAAAACCGUUCAAACAUUUUACAAGUGUUAUUUCCAAUGUCAAAACGAAGGCAUUAUCGUUAGUUAAAAUGAAUGACACAAACGCUAAAGAUAAGCGAAAAUCGUUGAAUGCUGAAGUUGCAAAACGCGCGAUGUCUUUAUUGAAAACUCCUCCGGGUUCUGCAUCAACUAGCCCUGUACCUGCAAAACACAGUCCUCUUAAAACAUUUACGACUGCCCAAAAUGUAUCGAAUAAAGUUAUACGAACACCAGAACAUACGAAGGUACCACCAGAUCAUGAGACAAAUGUCAAGAUUUCUAUGAAUAAUUCUCCUAAAAUUGUGAAACAUGUAACUACAACUUCUGACGAUGGUUCAGAUGAAAGCGAUCACAAAUAUUACAAUACAACAAAAGUACAACAAACCUCAAAAUCCAUUGAGAACCUUAUUAAGUCUCCAGCACGUAGACCCUCUUCUGCCGCUGCUGACUACAACCACUCAUUAGUAAAAAAAUAUACUAUUAGUGAUGAUCAGUUAUUGCGGACACAAUCAGUCACUAGUUUGAUUGAACGAUCUUCAAACUCAAACGGAAGCAAAAACAAUGCACCAGCAAGAAACAAUGAAAACAGCAGUGAUGAUGCGGAAUCACCACUAGAUUUACCUGUGAAAAAGAAUCAAUUGGGUAACAAUACCGACAAUAUUAUCAAACAAACAAAAAGUGUUUUGAAGAACGCUUCUUCAACGUCGUCUUUGAAUAAAAAGAAGGUACUUUUUGAUAUGGACGCAAUUCAAAUGAAAUCUGUAAGUGCAUCUCCAUCACAAAGUAUUACUGAAAGAAGUGAUGGAAACGAAAAAUAUGAAUUAGGUUUGGUUAAUCUCGAUGCUGACGAGUGGGAUAUAUCCAGCAUUGAAAACGAGCCGCUGAAAAAUGACACGAAAAUUCAAAAUAUAACCACUCACACCACCAGUCCGAAGAUAGCCGAAUUAAAACUAAAGAUAGAAUCACAAUUAGCACGACGGAACGACACUCCUACAGCGCCGCUAGUUGGAGCAGUGGAUGUUUUGGCUGGUUCAAUGACAAAAGCCUCAAGUUUGGCUGGUAGUAACACCAGUCUCGGCAGUUCAAUUCUAGACGAUUCUGAAAGUGUACCGGUAACAACUCAGAAAACAUUCGUGAAACCUAAGCCUAUAAGAGUUGCUGCCAAAGAUGAAAGUGACUUAGAUAUAUCGGAGUUUAGUAUGGAUGGCAUAGUAAAUAAGAAUGAAUCUUUUUGAUUGAAUAAGGAUUACAAGUAUUUAUAGUACAAAAAGUACCUACAUAAGUAAAGUUAUUUUUGUUAAGUCGUGCUAUUGCCUUAUAGUCCAGUCAAUUUAGGAAUUCACCUCGGAAUUCGAGAUACCUAGCUGUAAUUUUGUAUAUACUUGUAUAUUGACACCCUAAAACUUGUCUCAAAACCUACAUAUGGUAGGGUGUAAGCAACUAUUAAAUUUUAAGGUCCAAAGGUCCCAAAAAUCUUAUUUUUGCGCUUUUUUGGAAAUAUCUCAUUUCCUAUGGGUUUUUGGUAUUUGCAUUUAAUACCAAUAUUGUAGAAUACAAAAUUCUCUACAGCUUUUGUAUAAAUUUUUUUUAUAAGGUGAACCGAACAGUCACUGCAUCUCUUCAAAUAAAUUUUUUUCAUCUAAACUAUCCGUGAUGGUUCUCUAUGGAUAGGACAUUAAAAAAUACGUCAUGGUUCCUAAAACCAUUUUUCGUCAAAAUCAAUCGUUUGAAAGAUAGACGCUUCUAAAGUGGAAAAAUGAGGUCUAUAGAAUGUGUCCUGCCCUCUAACUUUUAAAAUAAGUGAGUAAGAAAACUAAACAAAUAUAUAUGCUGUAGAUUUUAAUGGAAACUUUCAACGAAAAUUGGUUUGAAUGAGAUAUCAUAAUUAGUUUUUAAGAAUUGAUUAAAAGAAUUGAGAAAGUGGAAAAUUAAGUGUGUUUUUUUUUAAAUGUAUCAAUUCUUAAAAACUAAUUAUGAUAUCUCAUUCAAACCAAUUUUCGUUGAAAGUUUCCAUUAAAAUCUACAGCAUAUAUUUUUUUAGUUUUCUUACUCACUUAUUUUAAAAGUUAGAGGGCAGGACACAUUCUAUAGACCUCAUUUUUCCACUUUGGAAGCGUCUAUCUUUCAAACGAUUGAUUUUGACGAAAAAUGGUUUUAGGAACCACGACGUAUUUUUUAAUGUCCUAUCCAUAGACAACCAUCACAGAUAGGUUAGACGAAAAAAAAAUUUUUGAAGAGAUGCAGUGACCGCGCGCUC